AUGUCGGCAUCUACACCUCAAAGGACAUCCUUACGGCAGGGCCUGCGCCAGGCACCUAAAAUCAACCAACCAUUUAUCCCAGACACAACCCCAUCGCGUCAAAAACAUCACAAUCAUGCCUUCACAUCGCCGCAACCCCAAAUGUCCCCUCACGUGAACCUGAACCCCGCCGCCAACCCCAAUAGCGCCCAAUUUGCGGUCGAUAGCUGGGAAGGGAGAAGUCAAACACAACUUCCUAUGUCUACCCGGGAAGUCCUCACGCCGGGAAAUCGACCUGCAAUCUUUGCCAAUCUCACCGAACGCCCGAAGAAGAUUCAGAAGCAGGCGGAUUUCUAUGACCCAUAUUUUCCAUUGAGGUUCCUCGAAGUCCCCCGAACGGAUCACAUCUACAAGCGAGCUCACUACGGCCUCCAGUCUGACAUCCCAGACGAGGUCGAUUUCGCUUUAUAUCAUCUGGUUCAGAUUUCGAACCAAAGAUGCGACAAGUUCAAGUUUGAGGGAUUCCCAUUGCUUGCCGAAACUCUCAUGCAAAAGGCUUUGGAAAUUACCUAUCUAUGCACUGGAGUUCGCUGGGAGUUUGAAUAUGAUUCCCGUUUCCUCACUGACCGUGUCAAUGUUCUGAACUCUUUGCACGGAACACGAGAUGUCAUCGACAAAAUCAAAAAAAUCCCUGUUAAUCUCCCGACUGACACCCUUGAAACACCCGAGUUCACUCACCUUCUUCGAAAUAUCUCAGAAGCUACCUUGGUGCUGAGAAAUAUGGUCUUGUUGCGAGAGAACGCGUUCUAUGUUUCGCGCUAUGCAAGUGGCCUCCUGAGGGAUUUCUUGGUUGUUCUCCUCAAUGUUCCGAAUCAACCGCGUUUGAAUGAGAUCAAAAAUGAUGCACUUGAUAUUGCCGAAGAAGUGACCAAGUUCAUGAGGACUGACCCCCAGGACCCCCUUUGGAACUCUCUUGUGGAAUGUCUACACUCCUCGGAUCGUGCCCACAUUUUACGGGCGCUAUGGGCGUUGACCCAUUUCUCUACCGAGUUGGAAGAUGCCGAUAGCAACCGUGCGAUGGAAAGCCUUCCUAAGGCAACCCUCCAACAGUUGUACUACCAUACACUUUUGGACCUCGACAAGAAUAUUCUGAGCGGUGCACUUGAUUUCUGGUACCAAUAUACUCUUGGACGGGAGAAUAUUGAGACCCUAAUGGAUGUUAUCAACUUCCCUAGCGUCUUCGUUCCACGCAUGGUCGCACUUCUUACAUACGAGGGACGACCAAGCAAGAAAGAAACGGUUUUGCAGGAAGAAAAGGUUGCCCCACCGCCAUCUGAGAUCCCGCGUGUGCCACCUGAGCUCCUAGAGAAGUUGAUGGAAUCGUCAGAGCCAGAACGCAGCUCGCAGUGGCUUCGCUGCUGCUUUGUUGAGGAUGCAGAAUGUGAGAUUACUCAAAUUGCCCUGUGGCAAGCCUACCAGAGCCGAUUUGCAGACUCUCGAGUGCCAGGUGGAGGUGUUCUCCCUGCCGCCGAGUUCAUUAAAAACGUCAGCAAUACUUUCACGAAUGCUCAAGCACAAGUGAUCAAUGGCCCUGGAGGCACAACCAAGUUUAUCAUCAAGGGAAUUCGGCCUCUGGAAACUGCUCACACCGUCGAAGGUUUCCCCUACGUCUAUUGCAAGUGGGCAGACCACUCGAAGCCAUCCAAGAUAUGCCAGCGUGCCUUCGGCUCGCCUACGGAUCUCCGUGGCCAUGUCUUCGCGGACCAUAUGAAUCUUGAGGCCGAUGAGAAGCCAGGCCAGUUCAAAUUGGAGACAGCGGAGACUCCUAUCCACACCUGCCAGUGGGAUAAAUGCACUCGGUUCCGGGCUUCAGCACCCAAUGCCAACACUGCCAUGGUGGCUGGCCAUGUUUCUUCUCACCUGCCAGAGGAUCGACCUGCUGAUGCGCUACCCCCGAGCACGAAACGCCUCGUUUUACAAGAACGAAUUGUCCGCAAGUGGUACUACAUGGACACCCCAAUCAACGAAAAGAGCGAACCCUGUGGCGUGGCAUACAAGGCUGCGCUAGUGCUGCGCAAUAUUGCCAAGAAUCUCCCCAACCGCGUUGCUCCGAGAUAUGGCGGCGUGUCUUGGAAGAAGGCCUGUUUUGUCAGCCAGCGCCCAAAGAUCGUGGAAGUGUGGGAUCGAAACCGUGCUCUACGGAAGGAGUUGACAGAGCUGAUCAUGAUCAUGGAAAAGGAGGAUGAUUACUGA
Molecule: messenger RNA, 2232 nt
Organism: Penicillium verhagenii
Lineage: Eukaryota; Fungi; Ascomycota; Eurotiomycetes; Eurotiales; Aspergillaceae
Product: putative chromatin remodeling complex subunit (Rsc9)
Exons: 3
Coding region: 1-2232 (743 amino acids)
Biological process (GO): regulation of DNA-templated transcription
Molecular function (GO): DNA binding
Source: RefSeq, a predicted model, not a curated record